GAGCAGGAAGCGCAGCGGCGAGGCGGAGGUGGCGGCGGCGGCGGCGGCGGCGGAGGAGGCUGAGCUGGUGGUGGCCGAGGCGGAAGAGACAGCUCCGGGGGGUGGCAGCGGCCCUUGGGAGCAGGAUGCGGGUCCGGUUCGGGCUGACGCUGCUGCUCUGGGCAGUGCUGCUGGGCUCGGCCUUGGCGUCCUCGGAUGAAGAAGGCAACCAGGAUGAAUCCAUAGAUUCCAAGACUUCUGUGCCGUCAGAUGAGUCGGUAGAGAACCACAGCCCAGCAGGCAGAGUAAUCGCUGGUCAGAUAUUCCUUGAUUCAGAAGAAUCUGAAUUGGAAUCACCUCCUCAAGAAGAGGAAGACAACCUCAGAAGCCAAGAAGGGGAAAGCAUCGCAGAAGAAAUCAGCUUUCUAGAAUCUCCAAACCCAGAAAACAAGGACUAUGAAGAGCCGACGAAAGUACGGACACCAGCUCUGACAGCCAUUGAAGGCACAGCGCACGGGGAGCCUUGCCACUUCCCUUUCCUCUUCCUGGAUAAGGAGUACGACGCGUGCACCUCGGACGGGAGGGACGACGGCAGACUGUGGUGUGCCACCACCUACGACUACAAGGCGGACGAAAAGUGGGGCUUCUGCGAGACUGAAGAAGAGGCUGCAAAAAGACGGCAAAUGCAGGAAGCGGAAAUGAUGUACCAGACCGGGAUGAAAAUCCUCAACGGCAGCAACAGGAAAAGCCAGAGGAGAGAAGCUUAUCGGUACCUUCAGAAGGCAGCCAGCAUGAACCACACGAAGGCCCUGGAGAGAGUGUCCUACGCUCUUCUGUUCGGUGAUUACCUGACGCAGAACAUCCAGGCGGCGAAAGAGAUGUUUGAGAAGCUGACCGAGGAGGGUUCUCCCAAGGGACAGACGGCUCUUGGCUUUCUCUAUGCUUCUGGACUUGGUGUUAAUUCAAGUCAGGCAAAGGCCCUUGUUUAUUACACUUUCGGAGCUCUUGGGGGCAACCUAAUAGCCCACAUGGUUUUGGUAAGUAAGAUUUAAAUGGAAGGUAAUAAA
Messenger RNA from Dama dama (fallow deer), 1046 nucleotides. RefSeq names its product SEL1L adaptor subunit of SYVN1 ubiquitin ligase (gene SEL1L). NCBI's taxonomy places the organism in Eukaryota, Metazoa, Chordata, Mammalia, Artiodactyla, Cervidae. Gene Ontology annotation, cellular component: endoplasmic reticulum membrane. Gene Ontology annotation, molecular function: protein binding. The record is from RefSeq and is a predicted model, not a curated record. Gene Ontology annotation, biological process: ERAD pathway. Bases 126 to 1031 code for a protein of 301 amino acids. The transcript has 8 exons.